UCUGCCCGGGUGGGUUAUAACCGCGCAGAUUAGGUUCCCGGGCUCAGUGUCGGGCUGGCCUCUCCCCACCGCCGCCUCCCGCGCUGCCCCGAGCCCCCCUCCCUCUGCUCGGUGCCUUGGCUGUUGCUUUGGGGGGCGCUGGGGGGGGGCGGGGGGGCCCGAGGAGAGACUGAAUGAACCAGCCCGCCCCCACCUCUCCCUUCAUGUGGAUUUCUCUGAGCCCGGACCCCCGGAUGCCAUGGUUACUUUUGCCGCGUUCUUGCAGGUGAACAGGGGGAUGUCCGUGUUGUUCUAUGUGACAUUUCUCGCUUUCUUCCGUGGCCUCCAAGCGAGCAUGGACCCCCGGCCGGUGCCCGAAGACUCCCUCAACUCCCUCGUCAUCAAACUGAUCCAGGCCGACAUCCUGCGGAACAGGCUGGCCAAGCAGGCGGUGGACGUGAAGGGGGAAGCCCCGGGGGAGUCGGGGACACGUGAGCCCAAGGCGGGCUUCCAGCCAGUGGUCGCGGCCGACCCGGACGUCUUGCGGCAGCAGAGACGCUACAGCUCGCCGCGCGUCCUGCUGAGCGACAGCACCCCGCUGGGGCCCCCUCCCCUCUACCUCCUGGAGGACUUCGUGGAGACCCCGGGGGCCCCCAACCGGACGUCCCGCCGGCGUCGCCACGCGGAGCACCGGAGCCACCGCGGAGAGUACUCGGUGUGCGACAGCGAGAGCCUCUGGGUGACCGACAAGUCCUCGGCCGUCGACAUCCGCGGACACCAGGUGACCGUCCUGGGAGAGAUCAAGACCGGGAACUCCCCGGUCAAACAAUACUUUUACGAGACGCGAUGCAAGGAAGCCCGGCCAGUGAAAAACGGCUGCCGAGGCAUCGACGACAAGCACUGGAACUCUCAGUGCAAGACUUCUCAGACGUACGUGAGAGCUCUCACCUCCGAAAACAAUAAACUGGUCGGCUGGAGGUGGAUCCGCAUAGACACGUCCUGCGUCUGCGCUCUGUCCCGCAAGAUCGGCCGGACAUGAGCCGGCCCCACCCCUCCCCACCCCCGUAUAUAAAUUAUUACUUUAAAUUAUAUGAUAUGCAUGUAGCAUAUAAAUGUUUAUAUUGUUUUUAUAUAUUAUAAGUUGAACCUUUAUUUAUUAAACUUCGGCCUCCUACAGUA
Molecule: messenger RNA, 1158 nt
Organism: Ornithorhynchus anatinus (platypus)
Lineage: Eukaryota; Metazoa; Chordata; Mammalia; Monotremata; Ornithorhynchidae
Gene: NTF3
Product: neurotrophin 3
Exons: 2
Coding region: 239-1018 (259 amino acids)
Biological process (GO): nerve development; cell surface receptor protein tyrosine kinase signaling pathway; positive regulation of peptidyl-serine phosphorylation
Molecular function (GO): growth factor activity; nerve growth factor receptor binding
Source: RefSeq, a predicted model, not a curated record